GUCCUCAUCUCUCUCCACUUUCUUUCCUCUUUGCAGCAGCGAAGAGAGGUAGAGGGAUAGGGAUAGAGAUAUAGAUAGAUACGGAGAGAAGCUCUCGCUCUCUCUGCGAAACGCUUCUUCCUUUCUUCGUUCGUUUCUUUAUCCUUCGAAUAAUAGAAACUCUUCUUCGUCUUUAAUCUCCCGAUCGGCUCGUUUAGGUUGGUCGAUUGUUUCUUAUCGUUUUUUUUUGUUUGUGAUUGAUUGGUCGGCGGCGAUUGUCUACAAUUGAGAGAGAAAGACCGAGUUAUGCAGGCAGAUCAGACGGUGUUGAGCUUAAGGCCUGGUGGUGGAGCCAACCGAGGAAGCAGAUUUCUUGCCCCUCGCUUCGACUCUGCUUUCGGCAAUAGUUCUGGUACUGGUGGUGCUGGUGGUUCAUCUUCGAUCUCAUCCUCAUCGUCCUCCGAUCAACUGCUCCUCCGUCCUCAUGUCACUUAUUCUCUUAAGACUGGUGACUCACGGUUUGAGGCCCGUGAGCAUGUUCGAUACACUCGUGACCAGCUGUUACAGCUGAGAGAGGCUGUUGAUGCCCCUGAAGAUAUCCUGAAAAUCAAGCAAGAAAUUGAGGCUGAAUUUUUUGGUGAGGAGCAGAACUGGAGUCGUGGAGAUGCAAAUCUGCAACCUCAAACCCAAAUUCGUUAUAUUGAACCAGACAACCGUGAUUGGCGUGGUCGAUCAGGACAGUUGCCUGCUGGUGAGGAGAGGUCCUGGGAUACUAUUCGGGAAAGUAAGGAGUUAGGAAUUCGAUCAGAUUCAAGGCAGCAGGAAGCAAAUCAUUAUAAUCGCCAAGACCAAUUAAACUCUCAGUUUGCGAGGGCUCAAAUCUCUUCUAACCAAGGGACAGGACCUGCCCCAGCUCUUGUCAAAGCUGAGGUGCCAUGGUCAGCUCGAAGGGGGACUCUCUCUGAGAAAGAACGUGUUUUAAAGACAGUGAAAGGUAUUUUGAACAAGCUGACGCCAGAGAAAUUUGAUCUUCUCAAAGGGCAACUGAUUGACGCUGGGAUCACAACACCCGAUAUCUUAAAGGGUGUUAUCUCACUUAUUUUUGACAAGGCUGUGCUGGAGCCAACAUUUUGCCCAAUGUACGCUCUACUCUGUUCUGAUCUAAAUGAAAAGCUGCCACCAUUCCCUUCUGAAGAGCCUGGUGGAAAGGAAAUCACGUUCAAGCGUAUUCUCUUGAAUAUUUGCCAAGAGGCAUUUGAAGGUGCUGACAAUCUUAGGGCGGAAAUUAGGCUAAUGAUUGCGCCUGAGCAAGAGUUGGAACGUAGGGAUAAAGAAAGAAUGGUGAAGCUGCGUACUCUUGGAAACAUCCGCCUUAUUGGUGAACUUUUGAAGCAGAAGAUGGUGCCCGAGAAGAUUGUUCAUCACAUUGUUCAGGAGCUUUUGGGGCAUGAUAGUAAAACAUGUCCAGAUGAGGAGAAUGUUGAGGCUAUAUGUCAGUUCUUCAUUACCAUUGGGAAGCAGUUGGAUGAGAGCCCAAAAUCUAAGCGUAUCAAUGAUGUCUACUUCAGCCGAUUGAAAGAACUGACAACAAACCCUCAGUUGGCACCAAGGCUAAGGUUUAUGGUCCGUGAUGUUCUGGAUCUACGAGCCUGUAACUGGGUCCCCAGGCGUGAGGAGGUGAAAGCUAAGACCAUCACUGAAAUACACUCAGAGGCGGAGAAGAAUCUUGGGUUGCGUCCUGGUGCAAUGGCCAGCAUGAGAAAUGGUCGUGCAGCCAGUGGUAGCCUAGGGGGGGUUGGCCCAGGGGGGUUCCCUAUUAACAGACCGGGCACUGGGGGGAUGAUGCCUGGAAUGCCUGGUACCAGGAAGAUGCCUGGGAUGCCUGGGAUGGACAAUGACAAUUGGGAGGUUCCCCGUACUCGUUCAGUGCCUAGGGGUGACGGUCUCAGUAUGCAGUCUGGUCGAGUUCAGCCCCCUAUGAUUGGGAGACCUGGUUCUUUUAACCCGAAGCUGCUGCCCCAGGGUAGUGGGGGCCUGAUAACUGGCAAGACAAGUGCACUAUUGGGUGGUGGCGCCCCUCCUGCACGUUCUCCUAAGGUUGUCUCAGGUGUAGAUCCUGUUGCUCAGAUCCCUGGACCCACGAGGGCUGUUUUGGGACCAUCAGCAGUUCCAGCUCCUGAGAGGCCAUCAGCUCCUCCAACAAGAGCAAAUCCUGUUGAGCUUCGGAGGAAAACAGUUGCUCUUCUGGAGGAAUACUUCCAGGUUCUCCUUUUGGAUGAAGCGUUACAGUGCGUAGAGGACUUGAAAGCUCCUUCCUAUCACCCAGAGUUGGUUAAGGAAGCUAUCAAUUUUGCAUUGGAGAAAGGUUCGGCCUGUGUGGAGCUGGUUGCAAAGCUCUUGGAAUACUUGUUCACCAAGGAGGUUCUGACAGCCAGGGACAUAGGUACUGGAUGUCUUCUCUAUGGUUCAAUGUUGGAUGACAUCGCAAUUGAUUUACCAAAAGCACCUAUCAGUUUUGGUGAGGUUGUGGGGAAGCUUGUCUUGGUUGGUGUCCUGGACUUCAAGGUGGUGGUGGAGAUAAUGAAGAAGGUUGAAGAGCCUCGGUUCCAGAAAGCUAUUUUUGAUGCUGCCAUGAGGACCGUCAGUUCUAGUACUCCUGGGCAAGGAAUAGUUGGUGCUCAGGGUGCUGAUAUCCAAGCUUGUGAAGCUUUGUUCUCUUGAUUCCAUUGGAGCCCUUAGCUUGCAGUUCUUCUUUGUAACCAGAGAAACUAGAUUAUCCUGUUUUUUUAUUUUUUAUUUUUAAAUCUCAAUCUCCGUUUUACUCUUUUACCCCCUUUUGGGGCGAGCAACUUGUGUUAAAGUCUGUGAUAAGCCAGAGCUGCGGAGAACCCUUAAUUUUAUUGAGUUGUAUAUUUUUGAGGUCA
This is a messenger RNA of Macadamia integrifolia, 2903 nucleotides long. Its product is annotated as eukaryotic translation initiation factor. The coding region runs from base 286 to 2700 and encodes 804 amino acids. Lineage: Eukaryota; Viridiplantae; Streptophyta; Magnoliopsida; Proteales; Proteaceae. The record is from RefSeq and is a predicted model, not a curated record. Gene Ontology annotation, molecular function: protein binding; mRNA binding; translation initiation factor activity. Gene Ontology annotation, cellular component: eukaryotic translation initiation factor 4F complex. The transcript has 9 exons.